CUGUCUCCAGUUGUAGGAUUUUGGCAGAGCUGGCCAUGAUGAUCCGGUUCGUGGUUGGUGCCCUCUUCCCAGCGCUGCUCCUGGCCGCCCCGCCCCCCAUAAACAAGCUCGCCCUCUUCCCGGACAAGAGCGCUUGGUGCGAGGCGAAGAACAUCACCCAGAUCGUGGGGCACAGCGGCUGCGAGUCCAAGUCUAUCCAGAACAGGGCCUGUCUGGGACAGUGUUUCAGCUACAGCGUCCCCAACACCUUCCCUCAGUCCACAGAGUCCCUAGUUCACUGCGACUCCUGCAUGCCAGCCCAGUCCAUGUGGGAAAUCGUGACCCUGGACUGUCCAGGCAACGACGAGAUCCCCAGGGUUGACAAGCUGGUAGAGAAGAUACUUCACUGUAGCUGCCAGGCGUGCGGGAAGGAGCCGAGCCACGAGGGAGCCCUGUUCAACGUCUACCUGAACGCGGAGGAGAACAUGCCCGCCGAAGGUCCCAGCCCCCAUCAUUAUGCCCACCACCAACAGGAGGUGGAAGAACCUCCUGCCUCCAGCCACCACCAUCACGAGGAGGAGGGCGAGGAGUGACCUGGCCCUUGCGGACUGUCCU
Messenger RNA from Leptosomus discolor (cuckoo roller), 594 nucleotides. RefSeq names its product NBL1, DAN family BMP antagonist (gene NBL1). Gene Ontology annotation, biological process: animal organ morphogenesis. The record is from RefSeq and is a predicted model, not a curated record. Gene Ontology annotation, molecular function: BMP binding; receptor ligand activity. NCBI's taxonomy places the organism in Eukaryota, Metazoa, Chordata, Aves, Leptosomiformes, Leptosomidae.